Molecule: messenger RNA, 1200 nt
Organism: Lentinula edodes (shiitake mushroom)
Lineage: Eukaryota; Fungi; Basidiomycota; Agaricomycetes; Agaricales; Omphalotaceae
Exons: 1
Coding region: 1-1200 (399 amino acids)
Source: RefSeq, a predicted model, not a curated record
AUGAACAUGCUUACAACAGUCAAUAACGAAACACAACAGAUUUUGGAUGUCCUGAUGGAGUGUGCUACAAGAUGGAAAAGUGCAAAACUCAUCAUAAUGGAUGAGAAAUAUAUCUCAUACCUCAAUCAGUGGUGCAGACCCUGUUUUCUCACUGCAUCUACCGACUUGGAAAUGCAGCUCCCGAUUGUUGAAUUUACAUCGCUCGAAAAUCUUCAGAUUGAAAACAACAGUCCCGGGUUCGACUACCUCAAUAUCUUCCUAAUUUGCCCAAAAUUGAAGAGGUACGGCGCUAAUUUCGUGUCGUCGAGGCCCGAAUUCCUCCUACCUGAUCUAUCUCAUAUCGAGGAGUUCCAUGUUAGGUCUGAAGGUUGCCUCCGAGGGCCGUCUGUUGGGCACUUUCUUUCCCUGAUGCCCAUGCUACGGGACUGUCUAAUCGAACGUUUCUCCUCGACUAAUGAUGACAUCGAUGUGGACGCCAGCAAUCACAGGCGACCAGUCAUACCGAAUAGCUCUUUGCUUACUUCGUUGAGUGUUUGGACCCACACCUUUCGCCCUUAUGCAUGGAUAGACCUCUGUCUCCCUAAUCUGACCACCUUGGAGGUCUAUCAUCCACCCUGUACUCCCGCAAAUAUUGCACAUCAUUCCGAUUUCAUCUUAUUACUUGUCUCCGCAUCUUCCUUGCGAAAGUUGGAACUCAAGCACCUUGCGGAACCAAUGGCCAUUGAUAUCCUCACUAGUUGCCCAUCAGUAACAACUCUUAGUCUCCUCAUCGAUGACCUCAGAGGAGUGGACUUGUUUAAAGAGAUGACAGUUGCUGUGGGUCAGGCACCCAUUGUGCCAAAGCUCUUGUCAUUGACCAUUUGUCUAUCGGUGUACAAUUUCCGACGCGCGAAUGAUAGGGACAUUGGCAAAUGUCAACAGCAAUUAGCAGAGGCCUUGUGCCGUCUUGUGGAAUCUAGGUUUCCUGAAUUACGACCACCACUGAAUUCGCCGUCCACUAGCGGUGAACUUCCUUCUUACCUUGAACAUUUCACGUUGACUGCAACCCACUUCAGUGAUAGUAACGAUCGCUUCUGGUCCGGACUUUCAUUGCUUAUCGCGCGCUCGAAGUCACUAAAACAAUUUUAUGGCUAUACGAAGAUUUUACAAAUCGAAAAUAAAGGAUCUAUACUCUCAAAAUGGUGUAUCGAUAGACGGUAG